CUCAGAGCCGGGGAGCAGCGCGCCGCCGCGAGCCGGACGGGGCCCGGCACUGCGCCUUUGUCCCCGGAGGCUCAGGGAAGUUUGCAGCGGGACGCGCGCGUGAAGACGGCGAGGGCAGCCCCGACGUCGCCGAGCAGCAUGGGCAGCGGGCGCAGCGCGCGGGGCCGCGGCGGGGCCGCCUCGGGCGUGCUGCUGGCUUUUGCCGCCGCGCUGCUGGCCGCGGGUUCGGCCAGCGAGUACGACUACGUGAGCUUCCAGUCGGACAUCGGCUCGUACCAGAGUGGGCGCUUCUACACCAAGCCUCCGCAGUGCGUGGACAUCCCAGUGGACCUGCGGCUGUGCCACAACGUGGGCUACAAGAAGAUGGUGCUGCCCAACCUGCUGGAGCACGAGACCAUGGCAGAGGUGAAGCAGCAGGCCAGCAGCUGGGUGCCGCUGCUCAACAAGAACUGCCACAUGGGCACCCAGGUCUUCCUCUGCUCGCUCUUCGCGCCCGUCUGUCUGGACCGGCCCAUCUACCCGUGUCGCUGGCUCUGCGAGGCCGUGCGCGACUCGUGCGAGCCGGUCAUGCAGUUCUUCGGCUUCUACUGGCCCGAGAUGCUCAAGUGUGACAAGUUCCCCGAGGGCGAUGUUUGCAUCGCCAUGACCCCGCCCAAUGCCACCGAAGCCUCGAAGCCCCAAGGUACGACAGUGUGUCCUCCGUGUGACAACGAGCUGAAAUCCGAGGCCAUCAUUGAGCAUCUCUGUGCAAGCGAGUUUGCACUGAGGAUGAAAAUCAAAGAAGUGAAGAAGGAAAAUGGCGACAAGAAGAUUGUCCCCAAGAAGAAGAAACCCCUGAAGCUGGGGCCCAUCAAGAAGAAAGAGCUGAAGCGGCUGGUGCUGUUCUUGAAGAACGGCGCCGACUGUCCCUGCCACCAGCUGGACAACCUCAGCCACCACUUUCUCAUCAUGGGCCGCAAGGUGAAGAGCCAGUACCUGCUGACAGCCAUUCACAAAUGGGACAAGAAAAACAAGGAGUUCAAAAACUUCAUGAAGAAGAUGAAGAACCACGAGUGCCCCACCUUCCAGUCUGUGUUUAAGUGAUGCUGGCGUGGACCGCGGAGGGGGCGUGGCCCGGGCCGGGGGUGGGGCUGAGCGCAUGACCCUGGCUCUUGAGGUUCACGUGCUGCUCUCGCCCAGUACAGUUGUGGCUUUUGCAUCCGCAGCUGGCCGUGUUCCCACAGCGAACUCACUCCUUUCUCUUUACAUAGCCACGUCCAGCUGAGGCCCCCGGGGGCCCUUUAGAUUAGGAAGGCUUUUUAAGGGCUGCAGCAGGGCCAGCAGUCACUGUGCAAAAAGAAGGGGGCAGAAUUCUUUCACGGAGUCUCAGGCACAAAAACAAAAAACAAAACAAAAAGAAAAAAAAAAAAAAAAAAGGA
Messenger RNA from Acomys russatus (golden spiny mouse), 1418 nucleotides. RefSeq names its product secreted frizzled related protein 1 (gene Sfrp1). Gene Ontology annotation, biological process: canonical Wnt signaling pathway; non-canonical Wnt signaling pathway; negative regulation of canonical Wnt signaling pathway. The record is from RefSeq and is a predicted model, not a curated record. The transcript has 3 exons. Gene Ontology annotation, molecular function: Wnt-protein binding. NCBI's taxonomy places the organism in Eukaryota, Metazoa, Chordata, Mammalia, Rodentia, Muridae. Bases 139 to 1083 code for a protein of 314 amino acids.